Messenger RNA from Acanthosepion pharaonis, 1512 nucleotides. The record is from the annotation of a GenBank genome assembly. Lineage: Eukaryota; Metazoa; Mollusca; Cephalopoda; Sepiida; Sepiidae.
AUGCCCGCCACUUGCUGUGUGAUCGGUUGUAAUAAUCGACAUUCUUCCAGCAAAAAACUCAGGUUUUACCGAAUUCCAAGAGGCAAAGAUCAACGCUGUAAAUUCAUCAAAGCAAUUGCCCGCCACAGUAGUUGGGAACCAAACAACAGCACUCGAAUUUGUUCAAUUCAUUUUGAAUCUGGUUCAAUCAGUAAAAACAAGUAUGAUGUUGAUUAUGCUCCAACCCUUUACAUGGACAUUGGCAAAGAGUGUGAGAGGGGUGGGAAGAUUUCCUUGCAUGAACGUCCGGCCUCUGUGCAAACAAAUGAAACUGAAUUUCGGGACCAUAUCACGAAACUCAUUGAUGAAGCCAGUAUCAUGCUGAAACAGCGAGAAGAUAAUCAUCUCAGUCAGUCAAUUAUUUUCCAUGAUUAUGUCAUGCCAUAUCACAGUCAUCCAGUGCCUGAGUAUGUUGAACCUGAAGUUUUUACAUCUGACUCCAAUCCAACACAUGAAUUAAAUUCCAUAGCUUACAAUGUGCUCCAGACAGACAGUCAAAAUCUUCCUUCAUCUUCAAAAGAUGUCAGUGAAUUGCAGUUGGAUGUUCCUUCAUCACCAAAAACUGUCAGUGGAGGGCAUAUUUUUUUACAUUUUAAUUUUCUCUCUCUCUCUGUCGUCUUUUUUUUCUCUCUGUCGUCUUUUUUUUCUCUCUGUCGUCUUUUUUUUCUCUCUGUCGUCUUUUUUUCUCUCUCAUAUCUUUACUUUUCUCUCUCUCUCAUAUCUUUACUUUUCUCUCUCUCUCAUAUCUUUACUUUUCUCUCUCUCUCAUAUCUUUACUUUUCUCUCUCUCUCAUAUCUUUACUUUUCUCUCUCUCUCAUAUCUUUACUUUUCUCUCUCUCUCUCAUAUCUUUACUUUUCUCUCUCUCUCUCUCAUAUCUUUACUUUUCUCUCUCUCUCUCAUAUCUUUACUUUUCUCUCUCUCAUAUCUCUUUUCUCUCUCUCUCUCUCUUUCUCUCUCUCUCUCUCUCUUUACUUUUCUCUCUCUCUCUCUCAUCUUUUUUUUCUCUCUCUCUCUCAUGUCUUCAUCUUUCUCUCUCUCUUGUUUUCACUUUUCUCUCUCUCUCAUGUCUUCUUUUUCUCUCUCUCUCAUGUCUCUUUUCUCUCUCUCUCUCUUCACUUUCUCUCUCUCUUUUCUUUCUCUCUCUCUCAUGUCUUCACUUUUCUCUCUCUCUCUCAUGUCUUCACUUUUCUCUCUCUCUCUCAUGUCUUCACUUUUCUCUCUCUCUCUCAUGUCUUCACUUUUCUCUCUCUCUCUCUUCACUUUUCUUCUCUUUUCCAACUUUUCUCUCUCUCUCAUGUCUUCACUUUUCUCUCUCUCUCAUGUCUUCACUUUUCUCUCUCUCUCUCAUGUCUUCACUUUUCUCUCUCUCUCUCAUGUCUUCACUUUUCUCUCUCUCAUCAUCUCUUUUUUUCUCUCUCUUCUCCCACAAGUGUGUGGCCUUUCAAACUUUUGUCUUCUGCAUUUCAGAUGA